AUGUGCGGAUCGGGCGGCCGCGCGGCGCAGCAGCCUCGAGCACUGCACCAGGAGACUCUGGCUCAGGCGUUCCCGCUGCUCUCUCGGGCCCCGCACUAGGUCCCAGAGGAGGCAGGAGCUGCCGGAGAAGCCUUUGCAGCGUGAGAACCACCUGUAGCCGGGUUCCCCCGGGCCUCUUCCAGCCCCCGUGGCCUUAGCCCUAACUUUACUCGUUGGUGGCUUUUUUUCCCCUUCUGCAAACAAUUCCUGAAACUCCACUCAACAAAGAAAAGGAAAGGGAAGACGCGCACGUGCUGCGCCCCUUCCCCCCUCCCCUCGGGAGCCCCGAGCUGCUGUUAUGGCCACUCAGGUGCUUGGUCAGACUGGAGGCAACGGGCUUUUCACCGGGAAUGCCAACAUCGUCAUGGCAUUGCCUAACGACAUGUACGACUUACAUGACCUCUCCAAAGCUGAGCUGGCAGCACCUCAGCUGAUUAUGUUGGCAAAUGUGGCCUUGACUGGAGAAGUGAAUGGUGGUUGCUGUGACUACAUGGUUGGAGAAGAAAGACAAAUGGCAGAGUUGACCACAGUGGGAGACAACAACUUCUCAGACAGUGAUGGGGAGGGACUUGAAGGAGCUCCUGGAAUAGAAAGUGAGUCAAAUAGAUCUGAAAACAUGGAAUUGGGGUCUUUGGAAAUCAUCGUUGUUGACCCUCAGACUGUGUAUGAAUCAUCUGUUCCAGAGACUUUUAGUUCAGAAAAAGACCCUCCUUCAGAGACACCUUAUCAGCCAGAAACCCCUGAGGACAAAUGCAAGAGCUUGAAGAGCAAGCCUUUUCGCUGCAAACCUUGUCAGUAUGAAGCAGAGUCUGAAGAAGAAUUUGUGCAUCACAUCAGAGUCCACAGUGCCAAUAAGUUUUUUGCAGAGGAAAAUGCAGAGAAACAAGCACAACAGGCACAGACCAAGGAGUCGGAGUCUUCUGUUGCUGAAGAAGCGGAUUUUUCCAAGGGGCCUAUCCGAUGUGACCGUUGCGGCUAUAAUACUAACAGAUAUGAUCACUAUUUGGCUCACUUGAAGCACCACAACAAAGCAGGCGAGAAUGAGAGGGUCUAUAAGUGCAUGUUGUGUACGUAUACCACCGUAAGUGAAUAUCACUGGAAGAAACACUUGCGAAAUCAUUUUCCUAAGAAAGUGUAUACCUGCUCACAGUGCUCCUACUUUUCAGACAGAAAAAACAAUUAUAUUCAACAUAUUCGAACACAUACUGGUGAACGCCCAUAUCAGUGUGCUAUGUGUCCCUAUUCCAGCUCACAGAAGACACAUUUAACUAGACAUAUGCGUACUCAUUCAGGUGAAAAACCAUUUAAAUGUGAUCAGUGCAGUUAUGUGGCCUCUAAUCAGCAUGAAGUAACCCGACAUGCAAGGCAGGUUCACAAUGGGCCAAAGCCACUGACCUGCCCGCAUUGCGACUACAAAACAGCUGAUCGUAGUAACUUCAAAAAGCAUGUAGAACUCCAUGUGAACCCACGACAGUUCCUUUGCCCUGUAUGUGAUUAUGCUGCUUCCAAGAAGUGUAAUCUGCAGUAUCAUAUCAAGUCCAGGCAUUCUGACUGUUGUGAUAUUGCCAUGGAUGUUUCCAAAGUGAAACUAAAAAAAUCCAAAAAGAGUGAGGCAGACAAUUGCGGUUCUGAUAGUGUAACCAGUGAAAAAACUGAAAAAGAACAAACAAAAACAAAGGGAGAUGUGGUGGAAAAGAUGAAUGAUAGGAAUGUAAAAGUUGAGAAAAAAGAAAAAGAAAAUGCCUCAAAAGAGAAAAAGCCAUGCAGUGUGGUCUCCUUAGGCCAAGUGACCACGCGAAAUCGUAAGUUGGCAACAGAGUCAAAGGAGAUGGAUGUCAAAGCAGGGAAAGGUUCAGAAAAAUCAUGUAAAAACAAGAAACUUAAAAGAAAGAUGGAAAGUGCAGCAGCUUUAAAUAGUAACCCAAUGAAUGAGACAGAACCUGUGGUGAAAAAGAAAAAGAAAGUAGAAAGCAGAUCCCGAAAGAGCCAGGAAGCUGGAAAAGAUGAAGUCAGAGUGGAAGAGCAUAAAAGACAGAAACCUGGCCUGAAGAAAAACAAAAAAAAGAAAGCUUUGAAAGGUAAACAUGGUAAAAAACCCACCAAGUCCAUUCAGGUAAAGUCGACUCAAAAUGAGCUGGCCCCUGAAAAAUGUCCUCCUCCUCCUUCUCCUCUAGCUGCUUCUCUUCCUUCUCCCCCUCCUCUUCAAGAGGAUCCAAAGGAAAAAUCUGACAGCUCUAGGGAAGAACCACAGAAAGAGGAAGUCCUUGUGGAAGAUGCCUUAGUGCGUGUUAGUAGCCCAAUAACUGAAGAAAGGUCAGACACUCAGAACUGUCUGUCAAUACCAGCGUCAGCACCAGAGUCAGCAUUGGCACCACCAGUGCCAGAGGCAGUGCCUGUGGCAGCACCUGCACCUGUACUAGCACCUGUGCCUGUACCUGUACCUGCACCUGCACCUGCACCACCAGCUGAAAAUGGAGAGAAUGUGGAAAUGAAAGACCAAGAAAUGAUCCUUGAACAGAAGGAAGAAGACAAAGAAACUGCUCUUCAGAAAGCUAUAAAUGAAGAGCCAAAUAAGAGUCAAUCUGGUUCUACCCAGGAAUCACUUCGUCCAUCAUCUUGUGAGCCAGAGGAGGAUCUUCCCGAUAAAGAGCAUCAGACUGACAUAGUGUGUGAAAUGGAAACUGAAACAAGUCCAACCCCAGCCGAGCAUCUGGCUGAUAAAGACUUGACAGCUGAAGAGCCCCCUUCACUGCCAGAGUCGCCCUUGCCAGAGUCCCCACUGUUACCAGAACAUGAGUUGCCUGCUCCUCCACCACCAGCAGAGCAGUGUGAGCCAGCUUCCCCGACGGUGCCAGUGCCCUCCUCAGCUCCUACUGCUGCAAAUGAGUCUCAGGAGAUUGAUGAAGAUGAGGGCAUCCAUAGUCAUGAUGGAAGCGACCUGAGUGACAACAUGUCAGAGGGCAGUGAUGACUCUGGGUUGAAUGGUGCUCGAUCUGUGCAGGAAGAAACCAGCAGAAAAGCUUCGCAGGAAGAAGGAUCAGCAGCAGUUGAAGCAGCAAACUUUGUUUGCAUUUUCUGUGAUAGAUCUUUUAGAAAGGAAGGAGAAUAUAGCAAACACCUCAAUCGACAUUUAGUCAAUGUCUACUAUCUUGAAGAAGCAACUAAGGAAUUAGAGUAACUGAACUCCUUAUGAACAAGACUGUAAUUCUUUUAUAAGAUCUAUUAUGUUUUGCGAAUAAUUAUUCUAGUAGACAGUUCCCUUUUAAGUUUGGAGUAGUGUCUGAUGAUUUCAGGUAGAUACUUUUUCUCUUACCACCUUUCUUGUAUAACAAUAGUUUGUUAAUCUCUUGCAUGCCCUAGUGAAUCCAAGGAAUUGGAUUUCUCUUUUCUACUAAACUAGCACUAGUGAAAGACUAUUAGCCUUUGCAUAAAUUAUUUUUAAAUGAGAUUUAGAAAACCAAGAUUAUACACAGAUGUUCUGUUGAUCAUAUAGUUAGCAGUAGUCAGUGUUUUUCCCAUUUCUCAUUAAUAGUUUUACCUAAAAUACAUUUUUGGUUUCUUGUUUAGUUAGGUAUAAAUCAGCAUAUUGGUAGCAAAUUACUCAAUGGUUUUCUUUGAGGAAUCUGAUGUCUCUUUCAGAAAAUUAGCACUUUGAACAACAACAAAAAAGCCACGGUGUGGUUAAAGAAAUGAACAGUCAUAAUUUUUUUAAAAAUGGGGUUUUUUUUGUUUUUCCCUAAAAUGGACAGUAAAUUACGUCCACAUUUAUUGGUCUUUUUUUUUGGAAUUUUGAUGAAAACUUCUGAUUUAUAUGAGUCAAUCUUCAUAAAUAUUAUAACAAUGGUUUUAAUUGUGGGAAGUAAAGGGGAGUGUUAUUUUUUAUUUUUGGUGGUGCUUUAAUGGCUUAAAAUGUUGCACAUUGUGUUUUUUGAUUUUUUUUUUCCUUUUUUACCUAUGCAUUGUAAUCUUUUAGAAAUAGCAUUUUUUGCUGUACAGGAACACUUUAUAUAUGUGUGUGUAUGUGUGUGUAUAUAUGUGUGUAUGUGUGUAUAUAU
This is a messenger RNA of Dromiciops gliroides (monito del monte), 4094 nucleotides long. RefSeq names its product RE1 silencing transcription factor (gene REST). Gene Ontology annotation, biological process: regulation of gene expression. The record is from RefSeq and is a predicted model, not a curated record. Gene Ontology annotation, cellular component: nucleus. Bases 338 to 3217 code for a protein of 959 amino acids. The transcript is spliced from 4 exons. NCBI's taxonomy places the organism in Eukaryota, Metazoa, Chordata, Mammalia, Microbiotheria, Microbiotheriidae.